UGUUCCUUACCUGUCACUUUGCUACUAAUCUCUGGAAAUGGCUUCAGCCUCUGAUCCAUUACUCCAUCAAUUGCAACUUCAUUCUCUCUCUGUUUGAUGUUUGUCAGAGAGGUUGGAGUUCACAAUGCAAACUUACCAUCAUCUCAGCAAUCAUCUAUAUUCUGAAUGCUAUCUGGUCUUGUAUGAACUUUUUUAGAUUCUAAAGGUGAAAAACCAAAUAUGAAAUCAACAAUAACGCAGAUUAUAGCAAAUGUAUCUAUAGCUGGCAACCUUACCAAGUUAGCUACUGGUCCUACAAUUAGAGAUUUCACUAUGUUAAGGGCUUUCAAAGUGAAUACACAUCAUCCUAAUGCACCUAAGAUAACUGAAGUCAUAUGGAGCCCCACAAUAUUGCACUGGAUCAAGUGCACACUGAUGGAGCAGCUCUUGGCACCACCGGUCAAGCAGCUUGUGCAGGUAUUUUCAGAAACUGAAAUGGAGAAAGCCUUGGCUAUUUUGAAGAUUGCAGAUGUAGAGAGUCUCACAUAUAAGAGAGAAGUUAAUUUGUCAUAUAUGAGUGAGUAUGUGGUAAGAAUAAUAUAAGUGAGAUGACUCACACAUAAUGCUUUAAGGUUUUAACUGAACAUGUGGUGUUCGUCUCACUUUUAUGGUUUCUAUUAAUGUAAUGUGAUUGUUCAACUCAGUUAAUGCUCCCCUGAAAAUCACAACAUUAUGAUAAACUAUUUUAUUUGUUUUA
Molecule: messenger RNA, 736 nt
Organism: Medicago truncatula (barrel medic)
Lineage: Eukaryota; Viridiplantae; Streptophyta; Magnoliopsida; Fabales; Fabaceae
Exons: 2
Coding region: 220-582 (120 amino acids)
Source: RefSeq, a predicted model, not a curated record